AUGUCAGCAACCGAUUACAAGUUCUCUGGAUGGGCAGGAUAUGGACCUGAAUCAGUCGAAGGUAACCUCAAAUUUAUCGAUUAUGAGCCCAAGAAGUUCGCUGAAGAUGAUAUCGAUCUCAAAAUCCUGUAUUGCGGUAUCUGCGCUUCUGAUACCUCCACCCUAUCUGAAGGAUGGGGACCAGUUGGAGAUAUGUGGCCACAAGUCGUAGGACAUGAGAUUGUUGGAGAGGUUGUUCGAGUUGGAUCAGAAACUGAAAACGGCAUCAAGAAAGGUGAUAUUGUUGGUGUUGGUGCUCAAUGUGAUUCAUGUUUGAAAUGUCAUUAUUGCAACAAGGACCAAGAGAAUUAUUGCUCAGGAGGAUGGACUCCAACAUAUAAUGGAAAAUUCUCCAGAACUUCCCAAGGAUCAAAAACAUAUGGUGGAUAUGCCAACUACUGGAGAGGUCCUUCACAUUUCGCUAUUCCUAUCCCAGCUGGUAUAGAUCCAGCAGAAGCUGCUCCAUUACUUUGUGGUGGUGGAACAGUCUACUCUCCUUUAGUCCAAUAUGGCGCUGGUAAACAAGCCAAGAAUGUUGGUAUUAUCGGUUUAGGUGGUUUAGGUCAUUUCGGUGUUAUGUUAGCCACUGCCCUCGGAGCAGAGGUCACUGUUAUCUCUCAUUCAGCCAGAAAGAGGGAAGAUGCAGAGAAACUUGGUGCUAAACAUUUCCUCAUCACCGGAGACGACGAAGCGAAAGCUUUCAAAGGUCACGAGAGAUCAUUAGAUUUGAUCAUCUGUACCUCAAACGCACCUGACAUGAACAUGCAAGCAUAUCUAUCACUUAUUCGACCAGGCGGCAACUUCAUCUUAGUCGGUAUACCUGAAACUGGGAAACUCCCAGAUAUCCCUCCAACAGCUUUGAUUAUGGGUAACGUUCACGUUGGAGGAUCUCUUAUCGCUUCACCCCAAACAUUGAAAGAGAUGCUUGCUCUUGUUGCUGAAAAGAAGGCUAAAUCUUGGAUUCAAAGAUGGCCCAUGAGUAAGAUAAACGAAGCUAUCCCUUCCAUGGUUGCUGGAAAUGCCAGAUAUAGGUAUGUCUUGGUAAACGAGGAGAAUGGUGGUAAGAUGUAA
Molecule: messenger RNA, 1110 nt
Organism: Kwoniella shivajii
Lineage: Eukaryota; Fungi; Basidiomycota; Tremellomycetes; Tremellales; Cryptococcaceae
Exons: 5
Coding region: 1-1110 (369 amino acids)
Biological process (GO): alcohol metabolic process
Molecular function (GO): alcohol dehydrogenase (NADP+) activity
Source: RefSeq, a predicted model, not a curated record